This is a messenger RNA of Drosophila subobscura, 2739 nucleotides long. RefSeq names its product homeobox protein araucan. The record is from RefSeq and is a predicted model, not a curated record. The transcript is spliced from 6 exons. Gene Ontology annotation, biological process: regulation of transcription by RNA polymerase II; neuron differentiation; cell development. Lineage: Eukaryota; Metazoa; Arthropoda; Insecta; Diptera; Drosophilidae. The coding region runs from base 527 to 2389 and encodes 620 amino acids. Gene Ontology annotation, cellular component: nucleus. Gene Ontology annotation, molecular function: RNA polymerase II cis-regulatory region sequence-specific DNA binding; DNA-binding transcription factor activity, RNA polymerase II-specific.
UGGCUGGCUGCCUGGCAGGCUGCCUGGCCGGCCCUCGUCGUCUGCUCGCUCGCAACCAGUUAGUUCGUGUUCGAACGUACUAAGAGGUGCACACAUCUGUAGUCUGGAGUGUGCCGUCGCCUGUCGUAAUAUUCCCGUUUUGUCGUCUGUCUCGUUUGUGUUUCGUGUGCCGUGCCACAGAGCCCUGAGUUGGAGCCGUUGCCGUCGCCGUCGCCGUGUUGCCUGUGGGCCCGAAGAACCCUUGAGUUUAGUUGCCACAAUAAAGAUUCCAUUCCGGUAAUCCUAAUGCCGAAUCUGGCUAAUCGGUCGGUGGGUUUUGGUGAUUGUGACUGUGAACAGAGCCAGUGCGGGCGCUAAACGGAGAACAGAGAACUGUGCGAGGAGACAGUCUCCUGCCACAUUGCAGUGUCAGGAGUGGACGAUUGAUGCUGCAGCACGAAUCCACACACAUCUGAGAGAUACAACUUCAAGAGAGAGAAGGAGCGAGAGUACUUUGCAACACCUACGAGCAAGUCAAUCAGUGGAAAUGGCUGCCUACACACAAUUUGGAUACGGAGGCUUCCCGUCGGGCGCUCAGCUCCUGCCGCCAAAUGCACAGGCCGCUGAGGACACUUCCCCGAAUGUGAACGAUGCAUCGCUGGUGAUGACAAACGCACCGGCGAUGAGCCCAACGGGAGGUGCGGCGGACUGCCAGGCGAAUCAGCAGGCAACGGGCAGUGGUGAUGCCUCAUCGGGUGCCCUCAGUCCCAAUGCUCUUUCGCAGAACUCAAAUGCGGCCGCAGGAUCGGUGGUCGGCGGGGCAGCUGGCGGCGGUGGUGGAGCCGCUGACCUGGCCACCGGGGGCUCCCUGGACGGCAAUGGUGUGGGCACGACGCCCACAACGGGAAGCUCAUGCUGCGAGAACGGUCGCCCCAUAAUGACCGAUCCCGUCUCGGGGCAGACCGUCUGCUCCUGCCAGUACGACUCUGCACGUCUCGCCCUCUCCAGCUACUCCCGCCUGCCGGCGGCCAGUGUUGGGGUCUACGGCACGCCCUAUCCAUCGACGGAUCAGAACCCCUACCAGAGCAUCGGAGUGGACAGCUCCGCCUUCUAUUCACCGCUGAGCAAUCCGUAUGGACUGAAGGAGACGGGCUCUGGUGCGGAGAUGGGCGCCUGGACAUCGGCAGGACUGCAGCCCACAACGGGAUACUAUUCCUACGAUCCAAUGUCGGCAUACGGGUAUGGGGCAAGCUAUGAUCUGGCAGCUCGUCGCAAAAAUGCCACCCGCGAGUCCACGGCCACGUUGAAGGCCUGGCUGAACGAGCACAAGAAGAACCCUUAUCCGACGAAGGGAGAGAAGAUUAUGCUGGCCAUUAUCACCAAGAUGACGCUGACGCAGGUGUCCACGUGGUUCGCCAAUGCCCGACGGCGCUUGAAGAAGGAGAACAAAAUGACGUGGGAGCCGAAGAAUCGCACAGACGAUGACGACGAUGCCAUGGUGUCGGAUGAUGAGAAGGACAAGGAGGAUCUGGAGCCCAUCAAGGGAUCCCAAAGUGGAAGUUUGGCCAAAGAUGUGACCAAAGAGGAGGAGGAUGCCAUCGAUGAAGAUCAAAAGUGCAUUGGCCAGGCGAACAUCCUACGCGCUGGCUUUGGCUAUCCUUCGGCUGGUCCGGGCUAUCAUGGUGGCUCUGGUUCUGGCGGUGGCCAUCCGGCUGGCUACCAUCCGUACCAUCAUCAGCAUCCUGCCUACUACCAGCCACAGCAGGGCAUGCUGGGCACAGCCUUCCACGGCGGAGACGUGGCCAACAAGCUGACGGAACACAGUGAUCCAAAAAACCAAUUAGGCCGGGACUGUGGCGUGCCGAUUCCAGCCACCAAGCCCAAAAUUUGGAGUUUGGCCGACACAGUUGGCUGCAAGACCCCACCGCCGGCAUAUAUGGGAGGCCAGGUGCUGCCACAGGGGAUGCCGCAACAGCAGCAGCAGCAGCAUAUGCAUCAGCAGUUGCAUCCGCAGGUGCAGCAGCAGCAGCAGCAGCAGCUGCCAUCUCAGUCAAUAGUGAAUCCGCGGGCGAUGGGGUUUCUCGAAGCCCAACCCGAUACUCCACCCCAAACUCCGCCGAAUAUGAAAGUGUUGAGCGGAGCUUUGAGUCUCCUUCCUACCGCUUCUCAAGCCCCUAUGACCGCUACUUGUCGCAGUAGCAGCAACAACAGUAACAACGGUAACAACGGCAACAACGCCUUCAAUUUUGGCUCCAACUAUCCGAUGAAUUUCUCGGCACGUCUCGGUGAGUACUCCCCCAGAGAUGAGUACAGCAGCGGGAGCAGCAGCAGCAGCUCAUCCUCGCCCCAGCUGCAACGCCAAGAGGCGGCCAUGUUCAAGCCGUUGCUCUUCAAGAAGUACACCAACUAAAACCACAACUAAACACCUACUACAACGGUAAAUCUAUUUACUAUUUGACUAACUGUCUGCGGAGAUUCCACUCAUGCUACCAGAGGGGUUCCACACCAGGCAGAUUUAAUAUACAACUGGCCGACGGGUUCGUGCAAAAAAUAUAAUGAAUUGUGUGUAAUAUUUAAUAUUAAUAUUAAAAAAAAAUAUAUAUAUAACAUUAGUUUGUAUUUAUCAUAAAAAUAACUUCAAGUUUCAUUAAAGUUAUAAAUGAAUUGUCUUAAUGCGUAUCUAGAGUAUUCGGAUCAAAUGUUUCUCUUCAAAACUGCAAUUUAAGCUAAGUAAAAACAAAACAAACAAAACAAAACAAA